Molecule: messenger RNA, 419 nt
Organism: Acaulospora morrowiae
Lineage: Eukaryota; Fungi; Glomeromycota; Glomeromycetes; Diversisporales; Acaulosporaceae
Source: the annotation of a GenBank genome assembly
GGACUCCAAACACUCCAACACACCAAGUCGAGAUGCCGUCACACUAUGUCUAUGCUUUUUUCCUCAUAUUAUGUGCUCCAAUAACUCUUUUGAUAUUUGCUUCUUUUACUUCUAUGGCAAUAAUAACUUCCGCACUGGCUACACUGGCUAUAGCCGUCCGUCUUGGUUUUCUUGCGAUAGAGUUUUCUGGUGGUGUCGCACUAGAUUUUAUCCGGUGGGGUCUGAAGAAACUAGUGACAGACAGUUACCAAGUCAAAAAAGUCAAAAGCAGCAGAAGCAAGUCACAUAACCAUGAGUCAUCGAAUACAAAGUUAUCAUCUCAAGAGAAAAAACAUCAUAAAACCAGUCAUAAUGCUCAUCACAAGAACAAUAACACAAAACAUCAUUCAAAAACAUUUAACGAAAGUGAGCCUGCGUGA